AUGAACGACGAGACUCCUACACAGUUCGAGGAAGAAAUUGUAUCAGUUGUGACAGGUCCCAUCAGUCGAGAAAUACUGCAGGAGAAGGUAACAGAGGACUCAACGCUUCAAAGAAUCAAGAAGUACGUCGCAGACGGUUGGCCGUCUAAGCAGUGCUUGGAAGACCAAGAUAUUCCUUACUUUCACGUAAGAGAAGAACUGUCCUGCAUUGAAGACAUACUUCUCCGGGAAGACCGAAUAGUCGUAUCAACAGCACUUACAGAAGCGAUAGUACAAAAUGCUCAUGAGUCUCAUCCAGGCAUAGUGAAAACAAAACAAAGAUUACGAGACAUCUUUUGGUGGCCUCGCAUGGAUGCGCAAGUGGAACAUGUGGUACGCAGUUGUGGAAUCUGCCAAGCCGCGGAUAAAACUGCCAAACCGCGAACCCAACCGCUGACUCCCGUACCAUUUCCAAGUAUGCCGUGGGAGAAGCUUGCAAUAGACAUCACCGGGCCACUCGAGAAGGCAUCACCAGAUUGCAGAUUUGCGGUAACACUCGUGGACUAUUACAGUAAGUGGCCAGAAGUAUUCUUCUCCGCUUCUGUCACGUCAGUCACUGUUAUCACCUUUCUACAGCAAGUGUUCAGCAGAGAGGGAUAUCCACAAGAAAUAGUCUCUGAUAACGAGUCACAGUUCAAGUCAAGUGAAUUUGAGAACUUUCUGAAAGAGCGAGGAAUUAAACAUCUCUGCUCCUCUUUGUACUACCCGCAAGGGAACGGAUUAGUGGAACGGUUCAACCGCACUUUCAAACAGUAUGUCCAACUGGCAUCUUUGGAACGGAUACCCCUGCGCACGGCUGUUACAGAGUACCUCGGCGUGUUCAGAACUAUUCCCCAUAGCACCACUGGUCAGUCUCCAGCGAAACUGCUACAUGGAAGACAGCCACGUACGAGGCUAGACAUUGUUGGAAUCCCGACUCGUCAAGAUCCAACAGAAACAUUGCAAGCGUUAAGAGAACACGUGGAGCAGAAACAACAGUAUAUGAAGAGGAUCACAGACGAAAGACGUCGAGCAAAAACCACUACUUUUCGUCCUGAUGACCUCGUACGCAUUCGAAUUAAGCCACGUUUCAAAGCAGAACCAACGUACUCGAAGCCGGUCAAGAUACUGAAACAGUGCGGGAAGAACUGA
Molecule: messenger RNA, 1170 nt
Organism: Ornithodoros turicata
Lineage: Eukaryota; Metazoa; Arthropoda; Arachnida; Ixodida; Argasidae
Exons: 1
Coding region: 1-1170 (389 amino acids)
Biological process (GO): DNA integration
Molecular function (GO): nucleic acid binding
Source: RefSeq, a predicted model, not a curated record